AUGGCGAGUGAUGAGUCAGAGAACGAAGGCAAGGAGGUGUUGACCAGAGAUAAACCAGGCUAUCAAAAAUGGCUCGCAGAGCGUUCGUGCAGCAAAUAUUCACAUAUUGAGAGAAGAGGUGUGGUAGUUUAUUUGCUACACCCAGAAAAAGUGGAUUACAUGUUCGGGAAAAUCAUAAAGAUGUUACUUAUUGACUGUGAUUUGACUUACAUUUUGUUAACAGAAAAUGGAGAGAUAUAUCACUGGCUGAGCGGGAUUGAAUUGGCUGAACUGAAUUUAAUGUAUUAUUCUCAUCUAAUUGACCUGAGAUAUUCACGUGUUGUACAAAGUGUAGCUGGUGGCGGCAGUACUUUUAUCAUUUUAACUGACGAUCAAAAGGUAUUCUAUUUCCAAAACCAUCACUUUAAUGACUUGGCCUGGUUAAGACAGAUGCAUUUCCAGAUAAAGGUCGAUUCUAUUUGUUGUGGAUACAGUUUCUUCGUAGUGCUUACUGCAGACAACAAGAUAUACACUUGGGGAAAAAAUAAUUGUGGCCAAUUAGGUGUUUCUAGGAGCGAGGACAAAUUUAUAGAUGAACCACUUGAAGUUAAAAUAACAGAAGGCGUUAAAAUAAUAAAAGUAGCCUGUGGAUAUACACACGUACUCGCACUAUCUGAAGAAGGAAACAUUUUCGCCUGGGGUGGAAAUUCUUGUGGACAAUUAGGUUGUAAUAGGAAAAAUGACCUCCUUACUCCUGAGAUGGUUACGGCAAUAACGCCUAAGCCAAUGAAAAUGUUGGAUAUUGCUGCCAUGAAAAAUAUGAGUUGUGCCAUAAGCGAAGAAAAACUCAUUUACAUAUGGGGCAGCUGUUUCAGUAAACAAAUUCCGAAUCCUAUCACCUGUGAAUACAUGAAUCUAUUUGAUACAUGUAAUGCAUUGACUGCCAGACCGCGAACUACUGUGAAAUAUUUUCAACCAAAUGAGAGGUCUACAAUACUGCACGAUAUCGCAAAGAUGUUUAAUGAUCCUAAUAUCAGCGAUCUUGUAAUAAAAAUCGGAUGGCAAUCUAUUUAUGUCCAUAAGAAUAUCCUACAGUUUCGUAAUUCAUAUUUCAAAUCCAUAGACCAAUUUAUAAGCUCUGAAAAUGAUCAAGAUAUCAUCAGGUUUGAUCAAUUUUCCUAUGCCAUGUGUUACGCCUAUUUCAAAUAUUUAUAUACUGGCAAAAUUGAUGUAUCUCUGGAACAGAGAUUUGAUCUACUGAAACUAGCUGAUGAAUUGAAUGACAAUAGGUUCGAGGCAAGUUGCUACAAGGCGAUAAAGGAAGACAUAAUGGAUGAAACUGUAUUUUCUAUUUACAAUACAGCACAAAAGUAUGACAGCAAGACAGUAGAGAAAUUCUGUUUCGAAUACUUUCAAGAAAACAAGAAGAAUGUGAUGGAGACGCACAGUUUUAUGGAAUUGAAGGAAGAUAUUAAAAACAUUUUUAUAGCUCUACCGAACAAAUCUGAUGAACGUCAUCGUAACUUAUAG
Molecule: messenger RNA, 1509 nt
Organism: Mycetomoellerius zeteki
Lineage: Eukaryota; Metazoa; Arthropoda; Insecta; Hymenoptera; Formicidae
Product: RCC1 and BTB domain-containing protein 1-like
Exons: 10
Coding region: 1-1509 (502 amino acids)
Molecular function (GO): protein binding
Source: RefSeq, a predicted model, not a curated record